This is a messenger RNA of Pestalotiopsis fici W106-1, 3483 nucleotides long. RefSeq lists its product as uncharacterized. The record is from RefSeq and is a predicted model, not a curated record. Gene Ontology annotation, biological process: response to oxidative stress. The transcript is spliced from 6 exons. The coding region runs from base 1 to 3483 and encodes 1160 amino acids. Lineage: Eukaryota; Fungi; Ascomycota; Sordariomycetes; Amphisphaeriales; Sporocadaceae. Gene Ontology annotation, molecular function: heme binding; monooxygenase activity; iron ion binding.
AUGCCUUCAAAAGUGGUCAACGGAGCAAACGGAACUCACGAGCCCCCGAGGCCACCACUGCCAUCUGAGCUCGAGAAAUGGCGCCAGAAGCUCCGCUCACAGUUUGAAAAUGCAACCAAUAUACUCAAGGCCAUCCGUCAGCCCUUGCCAGAUCAAACCGAUGGCGGCAGACCACUGGACCCCAAGGAGGAAGCUCACUGGGUGAAGAAGCUUGAGAGCGACCUGGGCGACUUGGGUCAUUUGGGAAUCACCGAUGUCAAGACCUUGGUUGAGAUGAGUGUCAAGAUAAAGGAAGGUGACAUGAUUGAUGACAGAAAGUACCUGAUGGAAGGACUCGUCAAGGCCGCUUCUCAGUUACCUCAAGGAUCCAUGACGGGGGAAACCAUUACUAGUAACUUUUUGACCACGCUUUGGAAUGACCUACAACACCCACCUCAAUCAAUGCUCGGUGAUGAAUGGGCGUAUCGCUCAGCUGAUGGUUCUAGAAAUAGCCUGACAAAUCCUCACCUCGGACGAGCUGGAAUGCCCUAUGCGCGAACUGUGAAGCCCGAGACCGUUCAGCCCGCAGUCCUCCCUGAGCCAGGCCAGAUUUUCGACAGCAUUUUUGCCAGAAAGGAUGAGAAUCGGGAGCCUCAUCCCAACCGAAUCUCUUCAGUGCUUUUCUAUCUUGGAUCCAUCAUCAUUCAUGAUCUGUUCAGGACCGACCAUGACGACUACCAGGUUUCCCAGACCUCAUCCUACCUAGACCUUUCUCCGCUGUACGGCGCCAAUGCAGUUGAGCAAAAGACCAUGAGAACAUACGAGAAUGGCAAAAUUCACCCUGAUUGUUUUGCGGACAAGCGAGUACUUGGUUUUCCUCCAGGAGUCUCUGUGCUAUUGAUCAUGUUCAACCGCUUCCACAACGACGUUGUAAAGAACCUGGCCGAAAUCAACGAAGGAGGGAGGUUCACUCCUCCCAUCAGGGGUGACCCCAAAUACGCGAGAUACGCAGAUGCCCAAUACCAAAAGCCAGAGAACAAGCACAAGAUACGUACCUACGAACUCGACCUGCAGAAGCGUGAUGAGGAUCUUUUCCAGACCGGGCGUUUGGUCACUUGUGGCCUCUACGUCAACUGCAUCCUCCUUGACUAUGUUCGCACGAUUCUCAACCUCAACCGCACCGACAGCAAGUGGCAGUUGAAUCCUCGCAUGGAAAUCAAAGGAACUCCACUGGCUACUGGAAAUCAAGUUUCGGCCGAGUUCAACCUCGUCUACAGGUGGCACGCUGCCAUCUCGGCCAGGGAUGAGAAGUGGACGAAUGAAAAGAUGCGAGAGCUCUUCCCCAACUGCGAUGACUUUAGCAGAAUCACUGGCUUGCAGAUGGUCAAGAAGCUUCACGAGUGGGAACAAAAGCUGAGCGCCGACCCCUUGAAGUGGCCGAUUGCUGAUGGCCUUGCUCGCAACCAAGAAACGAACAAGUUUAGCGAUGAUGACUUGGUCAAGAUUAUUACGGAAAGCAUAGAUGACCCGGCCAACUCAUUUGGCGCAAACCGCGUACCAGUCGUCAUGAGGGCCAUUGAGAUCCUCGGUAUCCAACAAGCCCGAGCUUGGAAUCUUGGCACUCUGAACGAAUUUCGAAAACACUUCCAGCUAGAACCUCACCGAGAGUUCACCGACAUCAACCCCAAUCCCGAAGUUGCAGAUCAGUUGCGACAUCUGUAUGGACAUCCUGAUCUCGUAGAGAUGUAUCCUGGCCUCAUGGCCGAGGACGCCAAGGUGCCAAAGUUGCCCGGAUCUGGACUUUGCCCGUCCUAUACCGUGUCUCGAGCCGUGCUGUCGGAUGCCGUGGCGCUUGUGCGAGGCGAUCGUUUCUACACAGUUGACUACCACCCCAAGAAGCUCACCAAUUGGGGUUAUCAGGCUGCAAGCUCUGAUCUGAACAUUGACAAUGGCUGUGUAUUCUACAAGUUGUUCACAAGGGCGUUCCCGGACCAUUUCAAGUCGGACUCGGUCUACGCACACUAUCCUCUUACUGUCCCCAAGUACAUGAAGAUUGCCCUCCAGGACCUCGGCAAAGAGGCAAACUACAGCUACGACAAGCCGCACUAUCACGCGCCCGCGAAAAUGGCAUUCUCGUAUGCUGCAGCCGAUACCAUUCUCGAGGAAGGCAAUGCUGACUUCAAGUUGAACUGGGGCAACGAAGGGCAGUUCCUCAUGAGGACGCCAGAGUCACCCAUGAAUGGGAAUUCGAGCGACUUGCUGAGGAAUGGAAACAACACAGCCGACUGGGAGGCCGAGGUUGGUAGAUUUUAUGAAAAGGCCACCACAGAUCUCCUCAAGGAAAAGUCAUACAAGAUUGCCGGCAAGAACCAGGUCGACAUUAUCCACGACGUGUGCAACCUGGUCCACGUCCGAUUCUGUGCCGAGAUGUUCAUGAUGCCGCUCAAGGGCAGAGAUAUUCCUGGUAUCUUUGACGACUAUCAGCUGUACAUGGUUCUCACAAGCUUUUAUGCCUCAAACUUCAUCGACCUGGAUCCGACGGCGGCAUUCGCACUGAGCCAAAAGUCUCACCAGGCGACACAGCUACUCGGUCAGCUCCUGGGCGCUAGGGUGACGGAAACCAAGCUCGGAGGCUACAUCACCAGCCUUACCCAGCUGAUAUGGCCAAGAGACACGACCCUGCAAAAGUAUGGCAACUCCAUGAUCCAGACGCUCCUGUCCGAGAGCAAAAUGACUGUCCAUUCCCUUGUGUGGGAUCACAUCAUGGUCGCUGCCAGCAGCAUAGUCUCUAGCCAAUGCCAGGUAUUUGGGGAGACGCUCGAGUACUUUUUGACCGGAGAGGGCAACAAGUAUCUACCCGAGCUUCGUCGCCUCUCCAAGUCCGACGCACCAGAAGAUUUCGAUACGCUGAUGCACUACAUGCUCGAAGGCUCCCGGCUGCGAGGCGAGACGAGCGUCUCCCGCUACGCCGCGCGAGACCUGACCAUUCGCGACAAGAACAGCAGUCUAGAGCUCCGAGCCGGAGGCCGGGUCACGGUCAACCUGCGCGCCGCGUCGCACGACCCGGCGAGAUUUUCCAACCCCCAGGAGCUCGACCUCAAGCGCGACGUGGAGGCGUACAUUCACCUGGGCUGGGAGACGGACCAGUGUCUGGGCUUACCCAUGGUCCGCACCUCGCUCACGUCCAUGCUGAAAGCCAUUUGCCGUCUCGACGGACUCGAGGCCAUCCGCGGCCCGCAGGGCGUGCUGCAAAAGCGUGUUCGGCCGUUUGCUCCGGGCAUUAAACCGCCCGGCAACGACAAGGUCUGGAGGGACGAGGACAUUUAUUAUCAUCAGUACAUGAACGAGAUGCUCGACUCGUAUCUACCUUUUCCAGUUUCACUCAAGAUUACAUGGGUUGACGAGAAGCCAAGACCGAUCGCGACAAACAGAAACGGAGGUGGACAUGGGAACGGGCAUGCAAACGGGCAUGCAAAUGGGUAUGGGAAUGGACGUGCUAAUUAG